AUGAUUCCACCAGAAUAUAAUAUAACUGAUUCAUUUAUUUAUAAUGUUCCUACUGUUGAUUUUAUUACAUUUUUUAAUUUAACAACUAAUUCUGUUAUACAUUUCCUAAAACGUUUUUAUACUGUUAGACCAAAUUAUAAAAUUCCAUGGACAUUUCUUGAAGAUCUUUCUACACUUAAAAUAAGAUGGUUUGAAAUUAUUCUUGUUUUUAUUCUUGCAAUUUUUUGGACAGUUUUAAGAUAUUGGAUAACUGAUAUUAUUGUUAAACCAAAAAUUAAAUCAUUUAAUUUAAGUCCAUUAAAUUCACAUAAAUUACCUGAAAGUAUAUGGAAAUUUUUAUAUUAUUUAACUUCAUUUGGUUUUUCAUGUUAUGUAACUUUAUGGAGUGGAAGAUAUAAUUAUUUUUAUCAACCUAUUUCAUUAUGGGAUGGUUGGCAAAAUAUGGAGGGACAAAAAAUAUUUUGGGAUGUAUAUUUUAUUUAUUUUACUCAAUGUUCAUAUUAUUUACAUUCUAUUUAUGCAACAAUAUAUAUGGAUAUAUGGAGAAAAGAUUCACUUCUUAUGAUUGUUCAUCAUUUUGUAGCAUUAACAUUAAUUACAUUAUCAUAUGGUUCUGGACAUUUAUUAGAAGGAGCAUUUGUUUUAUUUUUACAUGAUAAUACUGAUCUCCUUCUUGAAAUAACAAAAAUAUGUUUUUAUCUAAAAAAAAGAGAAAAUGGUGAUUAUUAUCCAAUUCUUCAUUUUAUGGGUAACCUAGCAUUUGUUAUGUUUUCAGUAUUUUGGUUUAUCUUUCGAUUAUAUUUUUAUCCAUUAAAAUUACUUUAUACAACAAUUUAUGCCGGUGUUUACCUUGGACCACAAGAUUCACCAUUUUUUCCAAUUCUUGGUACAAUGUUAGUUGUUGUACUUUUUAUGAAUAUAUAUUGGUUUAACUUUAUUAUAAGAAUGGUAAUUAGAGUUUGUAAAACUGGUGAAGAACCUGAAGAUAACAGAGAAUUUGACACAGCUUCAGUUAUUGGUGUUUCUAGAAAAGAAUUAGAAAUGAUGGUGAAAGAAGGAAAAUUCAAUCAAAAUGGAAAGGUUAAAGUAAACUAA
This is a messenger RNA of Strongyloides ratti, 1095 nucleotides long. Its product is annotated as Ceramide synthase 1. The transcript has a single exon. NCBI's taxonomy places the organism in Eukaryota, Metazoa, Nematoda, Chromadorea, Rhabditida, Strongyloididae. Gene Ontology annotation, biological process: ceramide biosynthetic process. The coding region runs from base 1 to 1095 and encodes 364 amino acids. Gene Ontology annotation, molecular function: sphingosine N-acyltransferase activity. Gene Ontology annotation, cellular component: membrane. The record is from RefSeq and is a predicted model, not a curated record.